AUGAAUAAUUUCAUCUAUAAAGAAAAUGUGAAAAACAAAUAGAGUAUAAAGAAAUGCAACUCAUCAAACUCCAACAUGUUUAAUAAUCAUUAAGAAUAUUUUGCUUGGAAUCCAAAUUUUGCCAUAGUAUAUAAUUUCAAUUCUGAGGGAUGCUAAAAGAAAAAGGACAACUCCUCUUUAUAUCUUGAUGAGUAAGUUUGUAAAUCAAGUAUCUUAGGAGAAUCCUGUUAUUGGGAUAAUAAUAAUGAGUAAUGCAAAGAUGAUGACCCAUCAUUUACUUUUUAGAUAGAAGAAUAAGUGAUAUAGCUCAUGAAAAUUGUGAAUCCUUUAACUCAAAAUGCACAAUCGCUAAUAUCAAAAAAGAAUGCGUUGAAUACAAAAACAUUGCUAUUUAUAUAAAAACAAUAUUGA
Paramecium sonneborni is the source of this 411-nucleotide messenger RNA. Lineage: Eukaryota; Ciliophora; Oligohymenophorea; Peniculida; Parameciidae. The record is from the annotation of a GenBank genome assembly.